ACAUGGCACCAGAUUGCCGUUCUUGAGGGUCAUGAAAGGCUUGUCUACUCCCUCACUUAUUUCCGAACGACCGCCUCCUUGCGAGUGCAUCAUGGGAUAACACAGCGCGUCUCUGGAAUCUCGACACCAACCUCCAAGUUGGACCACCUCUUCAACACGAAGAGAAGGUCGAGUGUGCAACCUUGUCCGCUGAUGGAAAGCUGCUAUGCACAGCUGGUUCGGAUGAGAACGCGUACGUGUGGGACAUUCAAGCCAUCUUCAAAACAGCUGGCCUUGAAAACCUCCUGACCAUACCUAAUGCACAACAAUCCGAACUCAAAAAGAAGUCGUUAUCAGGUGCUAAUGCUACACGACGUCCGCCCAUCCAUCCAGUCCCCCGUCGAUUGCCAGCAGGCUUUUUUCGAUGACGUGCAAGGCCGUAAUCCUUCCUCCACUACCCGCCAUCUCCAUUCUGAUCCCUCUCUACAUCGCCGCCGCCGCACUUUUACACUAUCCUGGGGAUCGCGUCCAUGUGCGCUCCUCGCUCGCCUACCCCAAUUCUUCCGCCGUUCCCAACCCAAUGCCGAUGAACCGAUCGAACUUCAGCAACGCCCAGGACCUAGCACUUCCUCUCAUCGCAGUCCUCCUGUCGUUGAAGUUCCUGCACUCGAUGACAAGAAGGCACUGUAUGUUGCUCCGCCGCGGGAACGAGCUAGCGACAAGGCUAAACACAUCAAGAACCUAAAGUGGUGGGCCCGUGUUGUGUUAUUUAUCUGCUGCGUGUCUCCGUCUACCGAUGACGGUCACUGAUGGCGUUAGAAUAUGCACCAUCACAUUCAUUUUGAUAUCCUCCUUUUGUAAUGUCUCAGUAUUUUCCGCCAACUUGACUAACAAUCAUUGACGCCUCG
This is a messenger RNA of Suillus subalutaceus, 887 nucleotides long. RefSeq lists its product as uncharacterized. NCBI's taxonomy places the organism in Eukaryota, Fungi, Basidiomycota, Agaricomycetes, Boletales, Suillaceae. The record is from RefSeq and is a predicted model, not a curated record. The transcript has 6 exons. Bases 298 to 789 code for a protein of 163 amino acids.